This is a messenger RNA of Schistosoma rodhaini, 630 nucleotides long. Lineage: Eukaryota; Metazoa; Platyhelminthes; Trematoda; Strigeidida; Schistosomatidae. The record is from the annotation of a GenBank genome assembly.
AUGGCUGUUGCAUUCGUCACUGUUGGCACGACUUCAUUUGAUGGGCUGAUCAAUGAGGUCAAUAAAGUCGAAUUCCAUGAAGGUCUUUCAAGAUUGGGAUAUAAAGAUCUGAUCAUACAAUAUGGAAGUGGAUCUGUCAUACCUCGUGUUCCGGAAGACAUUUGUACCGAAAGUACUGAACACUUGUCUACAACUCCCUUCUUACACAUUAAAUCCUUCCGAUAUAAAGAUUCCCUUGUUGAUGAGUUUCAAAGGGCAUCAUUAGUUAUUAGUCAUGGCGGUGCAGGCACUUGUAUCCAGGCUCUUACUCCAUGUGGACGUCGCCGACUAAUCGUCGUUGUAAAUGACACGUUGAUGGAUAAUCAUCAGGAGGAACUUGCACUUGCUUUGUUGCAAGGAAAACAUGCUUUAGUUUGUACUCCUGCAUCACUUAACCAUUUGCUAUGGACAGGUAAUGAGUCCACUUAUCCUUCUCAGUUUGUAUGCAAUAAGAAUAUGCCGUUGGCUGAAAUUAAGAGGUUACUGGGUCCUGAAGUUCCACCAGAGCAAGCUGGCUUUGUUGGUUUUACUCGUGGUUCUCCAGAAAAGCUGUUGCCGUACAUUGAAGAACGCUUAUUGGCUUUUUCUUGA